Molecule: messenger RNA, 1357 nt
Organism: Papilio polytes (common Mormon)
Lineage: Eukaryota; Metazoa; Arthropoda; Insecta; Lepidoptera; Papilionidae
Exons: 1
Coding region: 2-1342 (446 amino acids)
Source: RefSeq, a predicted model, not a curated record
AAUGACAUCCUAUCUUUUUACGAGUAAAAGAAAAAAGUCGUUUAAAUCGAGAAAAAUGGCAAAAAAUUCAGACGUCGAAAGCAAAAUGUCCUUGGAUAGUUUAGAAGAAAAUUUCAAACAAAAAGCGUCUAUUAAAAAUGAAUACGUCGAUGAGAAUGUUGACACAAUACUAGUGCCGUUUUAUGAACAAGAUGUAUUGAUAAAAGUACCAAAGGCACAACGAUGGAAUCACAACACUGAUGAUAGAAAAUCUACCAACAAACCUGUUAAAAACUAUUUGAUUAACAAACGAACGACUAACCCACCGCGAGUUUCCUACUUAGAGGUGUUUCGUAAAAAGAAUAACUUAAAACUAGACGAUGAUACGCCAUUGGAACAAGACAUACGUUCUUUAUCACCUGAGGUUGGUGACACAGAAAGAGAAAGUAUUGGAGAGGAUACAAACUAUCCAGUGAGCAAUGAUUUUCAUAAUACCGAGUCAUACAAUGAAAUGUAUUACGCUAAACUAUUGGAGAAAGAACGUAACCAAUAUUUGGAUAAUUCUUUUGAAUUCGAACAUCGCUUGACCGAAGAUAAUGAUAAUAAGUCAGUAAGCGAGAAAGAUAAUUUGCGGAGUGUGUCUGAAGCAUCUCUACCUAAACGUGUAUCACAUUCAACAGAUAGAAGGGCCACCAUUGAGAUACUGCAUAAUGUCAAGUUAGGUGGCUUAGGGCCAGACAUGGAGAAAAUAAAACCAAGGCUUGAAAGAGCCAGAAGUCUCCAGAGAUAUUCCGAAAAGGUUAGAAUGGAAAACAGAGUGAAGAUUUAUAAAAAGUCAAUAGAAUUAGAGAAAGAAAAGAAAACAGAGAGGCAAUCAUCUGCAAAACAAAGUAGUAAAAUUGAAAAUCAACAAGUCGAAUGUGCAACAAAUUCUUCGUACUUAGUUAAGAAGAAUAAAGAAAAAAAGUCUUUUUUAAAAACAAGAGGUGGGUUUAGAUUUUCUGAUGACACACAAAACAGCAAAAAUUAUUUAAAUGAAAAAGACAAAUAUAAGAAAGACAAAAUUGACAAAGUACACAAUGUUUAUCAAAGUAAAUCGAAAGAAACUAAAACUAAACUAAACAAUAUUGAUCACAAAGCAAGGGCUAAAAAUCAAGAAGAACAUGAAUUAGGAAAGAAAUCCGCGCAAUACAAAACUAUUCAAAUGGUGGAUAAAACAGAUGAUGUACCGCCUGUCCAUAUUAGUUUUAUGGUGAAUUUUAGUGGAGUACGACCGUCUAGUGCUUUAAAAAAACUUGAAGCGAAACAUAAAAUGUAUCAAGAAAAGGUUAAAACGUAUACAUCAGAAAAGAACAAUCCGUAAUACUUUUAAACACUA